Messenger RNA from Eimeria mitis, 1290 nucleotides. RefSeq names its product RNA-binding protein, putative. Bases 1 to 1290 code for a protein of 429 amino acids. The record is from RefSeq and is a predicted model, not a curated record. NCBI's taxonomy places the organism in Eukaryota, Apicomplexa, Conoidasida, Eucoccidiorida, Eimeriidae. The transcript has 5 exons.
AUGCAUGCAGAGCUCAGGCGACAGCGGCGGCAGCAGCAGCGGCUUGCGGUGUAUAGGCAGCGUUAUCCUCAUUUAGUUUAUUCAGAUACAGAAGCAACAACAACAACUCCUCUUUGCUGCUGCUCAGCAGCAGCAGCAGCUCCAGCAGCAGCAGCAGCAGGAGCAGCAGCAGCAGCUGAUGCGGCAGCAGCAGCAGCAGCAGAAACAGCAGAAACUGCUUGCUGGGGUUGGGGGGUGGUGGGGGCCCCCCCGGGGGGCCCCCCGUACCCUCUACACUUUCAUCUGUGGGCGCUGCACCUGAAGAAACGGUAUCAGCAGCAGCAGCAGAAAGCUGCUGUUGCUGCUGCUGCUGCUGCUGCUGCUGCUGCACGCAAACGUAACUCGCAUUGGGCUUCUCCUGCUGGCAGCAGAGCGCCGCUGCUGCUGCAGCAGCAGCAGCAGCGAACCAAGUGGCGAUCCCACCAAGCAGCAGCAGCAGCACCACCACCACCAUCAGACGUACCCUCUACACUUUCAUCUGUGGGCGCUGCACCUGAAGAAACGGUAUCAGCAGCAGCAGCAGAAACCCAUGAAGAGCUUGAGUGGGGGCCCAGCACAGCAAAGAGGCCGCUUCCUUGCGGUGGCAGCUCAGAGGGGGAGGACCUUCUCUUCUCUACUUCUGCUGCUGCUGCUGCUGCUCCUGCUGCUCCUGCUGCUGCUGCUGCUGCUGCUGCUGCUGCUGCUGGUGCUGCUGCUGCGGCUGCUGCAGGGGAUGCAGCUGCUGCUGCAGCUGGAGAAAGUAGUGCAGCAGACGCGUCCAUGCACGGAAGCAGCAGCUGCAUGCACCCCGUACCCUCUACACUUUCAUCUGUGGGCGCUGCACCUGAAGAAACGGUAUCAGCAGCAGCAGGCAACAGCAACAGCAGCAGCAGCAACAACAGCAGCAGCAACAGCAGCAGCAGCAGCAGCAGCAGCAGCAUGAGAGAUACAGUGGGUGUGUGGCGUGUCUCUGAGUGUUUUGAGGCCUCCUUGGCUGAGCGCCGACCAGCAGCAGCAGCAGCAGCAGCAACACCAGCAGCAGCAGCAGCAGGAGACAGGUGGCACGGCGGAUUAGAGGACGAUAGGGAGCAGCAGCAGCAGCAGCAGCAGCAGCAGCAGUCUGACAGCCGUAACUCUUCUGCUGAUCCCGCUGCUGCUGCUGGUGCUGCUGCUGCACAGCAGCCACAACCACACGCAGCCCCGCAACAGCAGCAACAGCAACAGCAGCAGCAGCAGCAGCAGCAGCAGCAGCAGCAGGAGAAGCAGGCGUAG